Pimephales promelas (fathead minnow) is the source of this 722-nucleotide messenger RNA. It is a transcript of the gene oxt, whose product is annotated as oxytocin. Gene Ontology annotation, molecular function: neurohypophyseal hormone activity. The record is from RefSeq and is a predicted model, not a curated record. NCBI's taxonomy places the organism in Eukaryota, Metazoa, Chordata, Actinopteri, Cypriniformes, Leuciscidae. Gene Ontology annotation, cellular component: secretory granule; extracellular region.
UAAAACAGUCUCCACACACACCGCACAAAUGAACAUCGCUGCUCAAAACCUCUUCUCCACAUCUGGCCAUCUCAGCCUCGCUGAAAUAUGUCUGGAGCUCUGCUGACGGUGGUGUGUCUGCUGUGUCUGAUGUCCAUUUGCUCGGCCUGUUACAUCUCCAACUGCCCCAUCGGGGGCAAACGGGCCGUACAGGAUUGGCCGUCUCGACAGUGCAUGUCGUGUGGUCCUGGCGACCGCGGCCGGUGUUUCGGGCCCAGUAUCUGCUGUGGUGACGGCAUCGGCUGCCUGGUCGGCUCGCCGGAAACCCUGCGCUGUCAGGAGGAGGAUCUUCUGCCGACGCCCUGCGAUGCGGCGGGAAAGGCGUGCGGUUACGAAGGCCGCUGCGCUGCUCCAGGGGUCUGCUGUGACGCAGAGGGCUGCAGUGUGGAUCAGUCGUGUGUGGACGGAGACGGCGACGGAGCGGCUUCCACGAGCCAAGAUCUGCUGAUGAAGCUCCUGCACUUGUCAAGCCACGCCCACCCCUACAGACUCCACUAAUGAAUCGCUCACAGAGGCGUGACAUCAUCUCAGGAGGAGCCCGCCCACCAACCAACCAUCAUCGACCUUUUGUAAACCAACUUUGUAUAGCCGUUAGAUAUGUGUAUCGCUAACACACAGCAGCAGAUAUGAGUAGAACUGUGUUGAUGAUAGCUGUAUGUGCAGAUAUUAAACUAUUAAAACUA